Molecule: messenger RNA, 506 nt
Organism: Ectocarpus sp. CCAP 1310/34
Lineage: Eukaryota; Phaeophyceae; Ectocarpales; Ectocarpaceae
Source: the annotation of a GenBank genome assembly
GUUGAAAGACUGUGUGUGUGUGUGUGUGUUGAUGAGUCUGUCAGUUUGAAUGUUUGAAGAUAAGCGGGUGUUUUUUAACCGCUGUCAAUCAACGAAGUGUUUAUUUUUUUUGUACAAGGAAACGUCAACUUUUGUGCGAUUUAUGCAAAACAUUUGUCAUGCGUUUUUGGAGCGCUUACCUUCAGAUUACAACCUCUUGCAUGUAUGUGUGUCACGUCAUUACGAUCGAUAAGCACCCACACCUACCUGUCCAACCAAAGGGGUACAGUCAGCAUCUGUGCGCCUCUUGCCAUCAGGCCGCUUUCGCGCCCCUUUUCUCGGGCUGUGAGGCCUUCAUUUUCCUACACAGUUUCCGCCCCUGCACCCAGGUAUCGAGGUCAUUACGCAAUUUGCUAUUUCCGAGCCGGUUUUCACGAACUAGAAGCUGAAAUUUUGGUAUGUGACUGGGAGUGGUCUUACAAAUGCCCCCGAGUCAGGUGCCGCCGUUUUCUUUUUUUUAAGCCACA